AUGACUGGUCUUUCAACGCGGCCGACGCGACGCGGAGCUCUCAUUGUCGUUGAGGGUCUCGACCGCGCUGGGAAAUCAAGUCAGUGUGAGAUGCUACGGGAUUUCAUUUCAAAGCGAGGAGAUGAGGUGAAAUACAUCCGAUUCCCAGACAGGACAACGGCCAUCGGCAAGUUGAUUGACAGCUAUCUGCGCGGCUCAUCGCACCAAGACGACCAUUCUAUACACCUCCUCUUCUCAGCAAACCGCUGGGAGGUCGCCAAGAGCAUUGAGGAAGAUAUCGCUAGCGGAACUACGGUCAUUGUAGACCGGUACUCGUAUUCCGGCGUCGUCUACUCUGCCGCGAAAGCGAACCCCACACUAUCGUUGGAGUGGGCAUGGCAACCUGAAAUCGGUCUACCGCGCCCGGAUAUCUGCCUGUUCCUCAGCAUUUCCCCCGAAGAAGCAGCAAAGCGUGGUGGAUUUGGCGCCGAGCGAUAUGAAAAUGAGACGAUGCAAAGCCGAGUGCGGGAGCUUUUCCGGACGAUCUUCGAGAAGCAGCAGGAUGUCUCUAUUAUCGAUGCGGGGAAAAGCAUCGAGGAGGUGGCACAGGGGAUACAGGGUGCCGUGUCUGAUUGCAUUGCGCGGCUGGACGCAACGACCCCAUUGAGAAAAUUGGAACCACUUGCGAAUUAG
Molecule: messenger RNA, 672 nt
Organism: Penicillium bovifimosum
Lineage: Eukaryota; Fungi; Ascomycota; Eurotiomycetes; Eurotiales; Aspergillaceae
Product: bifunctional thymidylate/uridylate kinase
Exons: 2
Coding region: 1-672 (223 amino acids)
Biological process (GO): dTDP biosynthetic process; dUDP biosynthetic process; dTTP biosynthetic process
Cellular component (GO): nucleus; cytoplasm; cytosol
Molecular function (GO): dTMP kinase activity; ATP binding
Source: RefSeq, a predicted model, not a curated record